Sphaeramia orbicularis (orbiculate cardinalfish) is the source of this 2971-nucleotide messenger RNA. RefSeq names its product family with sequence similarity 110 member C (gene fam110c). The record is from RefSeq and is a predicted model, not a curated record. Bases 205 to 1251 code for a protein of 348 amino acids. NCBI's taxonomy places the organism in Eukaryota, Metazoa, Chordata, Actinopteri, Kurtiformes, Apogonidae. The transcript has a single exon.
UACUUUGUACAAGCCUGUGUUUGGUUAAAACUGGCCUUGCACAGGAUGGGUGGGGUAAUGAGAUGUGCACCUGAAUAGACAAGGUGAAGGCUCCUGUCGUGAUUCGUGCUCAGGCAAAGAGCGGACUUGAAUGGAAUCCUACUUUCCACUAACUGAAAGGACACUACAUUAAAGGAUUUGGUUGAAUACGAAACUCACACCACAAUGGAGACAGUGAGUGAUACCAAUAAAAUUCUGGAGAAAGGACCUGAAUACCUUCGAAAGCAAAUGGAGACCGGGACAAAAGGAGGUAUGAGUGCUGUGGAGAGACUCGCUGCAAGUAAAGUCAAAUACGUCAAAAGCCAAAAGGUGGUCAACUCGACUCAAGAGCCAGCGAUCAGUUUAGGUUCAGCCUCUGUGAGCAGCACGGGGUCUUCAAACCGAAGCUCAAACUGUGGAAGGAAAGUUUUUUCUCCUAGUAAGAAGUCAGCAGAGGCUACAGGUGGUGGUGAAAGCAGCUCACCGGGGCAGGUACGUCGAUCCAGUUCUAAAAAACGUCCAGACUCCCUUCUGAUUUACAGACAAAAAUGUGAAUUACUAAAAGGGUCGGGAUAUCGCCGGAGACACCAUAUAAAUCGGAAGCAGCAGCAGAAGUCCUCUAUGAAGAAUGAUUCAUUACCUGAGGCAGAGAAAGAAUGUGAGUCCAAAGGCCACGAGGAAAAAAUUACCACACCUGAGGGCGAUGCAAAGGAAUGUAAGGUAAAUGUAGUAGUGAGUCAGCCUGAGCAGGAAAAGAACGGAGAAGCUAAACAGCACACUCCUGAAAACAGCGACCCUGAGACAAAUGUGACAGCUGAUCACGGGAAUAAAUCUCAGGGUCUCCUCGCAGUUCCGGAGUUUCAGAGAACCGGCAAAGGAGUCAGUCGCUCCCACUCGGACAUCAGCUCUAGGUACUCCAAAAACUUUGCGGACUUUGAUGCUUUUUUUAAGUACUGCGGACUGGACGGUGAGGUUGUAGAGUCGCUGGGGAAGGAGAAUUUCUCGGCGCGUUCGGACGACCUUACGAAACACAUCCGAAGCAUCAGCAUCUCCACUUCGGAUGACUGUUUCUCAAGGAACAGUGACGAAAGUGAUGGGUUACAGGAGGAAGAGUUACAGAAAAAGAUACGUCAGGGAACGUCAGUUAUUGAGCGCAAUGCCAGGAUCAUUAAAUGGCUGUACAGUUGCAAAAAUGCGAAAGACACUGGAAAAAAGCUAAGAGACCUCCACUGAACUGUCUUUGCCAGUACAGAGCCGUCUGUUUUACCAAGUUCUUACCCAAGACUGUUAUAUAAGAGACACUGCAAAUGAUUCCAUGUUAUGCAUCAAAACACUGCCUGAAAGAGAUAAGAUGUCACUGGAUUUAUGAGUGUAAUGGUUGAAAGGGAGGUGGCGCUUUCUUAGCAAUCUAAAGGUAAAACACUGACCCCUGGCCUUAGUCGUCUACUGUACCACAUAAGAGUUUCUUUGCAAACAUCGGUGCUUCCUUAAGUCUGUCUCUGCAUGAAUGUACCCUCCUUAUUUUCUUCAGGUGAAAGGUCAACAAAUGAUACUUACCCAUGCAUGCAAACAUCAGGUUUUCUUGCAUCUAAUGGACUUAUCGUAGCAUUAAUCAUAACCAACUACAACAUGCCUAACUCUUUCUGUUACCCCGAUGCUAACCCUGAACCCCAAAUGGUUCACAUUACGGGGUCUAGCACUAUAUGUCCCUACAAUGUAAGCUGUGUUCCCAUGUCAUGUGUGUGUAGAUCACAUUUACCUUCGGGGAGAAAAGCUAAAUCCACUGACCUGUUGUAACUGUAUCCCCAUUUCCCUCCCAAUCUCUGUCCGCUUUGUGUCUUUACCAGUAUCUUUGUCUUUUUGCCAAGUUUAUUCGCUGUGUCCUUCUGAUUAAAUCUCACCGGAUGUAACCUGAAUCUGAAAAAAAAAGCAAGGGACAGACCGUUGUUGACUGAAAUUGGGCAUCUGCCAUCAAAACUUUACUUUACUGUGGCUUGCUAGAGGAGACACUCUUCCAAGUUUUUUUCUUCUUAUUUGCGACCUGUCUGUAUGUAUUGCAUAUGUCAAACAUUUCAGAUUUCAACACACCUUUUACUCCUGCAGAGGCUUGACUGAGAUUGUAAAGUUAAGGCAAGUCAGAUCCUGCCUUCUCUGCUUCCAAGAAUUUAAGUUUCUUAUUGUUUUUCCUCGGAUGAUUCAUCCAUUGAAAAACAACUUGAAAGCGGCACAGUUUUAGCACUUUACUUUUCAAUGCUGUCAUCAUUCGGUGUUCUGUAAUGUAUUGUGAAUGCUAACUGAGCUAUGUGAUCAUUGUUGAUGUACAGUGCAUUAUUGUCUCCCAAGUGUCAUGUUUUAGUGGGAUUCUCUAGUUUUAUAAAAGAAUGAAUAUGCUAUUAGAUUACUUUUUUUUUUUUUACAGAAAUUUAAUAUAGAAAAAUAACUGCAAUGUGAGCUUUAUCUUAUUCAAGCUAGGGUCUAUUCACCACUUUGCUGCUGUCAUUAUAACAUUGUUUUUCACUGAAGUAAUUUGUAAAUGUGGUUUCAUAAAAGUGAUAUAAAAUAAAGCUGCAAUAUAGUUUUCUCACAGGCUAUUGAAUGUUCUUACAUACCUAACUUAAUAGAUUUAUCUCAAUUAAGCACAUGCAGCAGUGCACAAUAAACCACCUGAACCUCAAAGUAGUGUUAAAACAUUGAACUUACUCUGUAGUACCUGAAGGGGGCAGUAUCUAACAACAAGAAUUAGCCUAAUUACAGUGCUGAAAUCAAGACAGUGUAUGCAUUAUAUAGUCAAAAGCACAAUUCCAAAACGUGUUGCUUGGCUACUGAAUUAAUAAUUACAUUUCUUGCUUGAUAUGAAAUGCUUGAAAUGUAAUGCUAUACCUAGUUUAGUUUUUAAACAAUAGGUUUAUCAUCUGUGUUCUGAAUAUUGUUUAUUUUGCAGGAAGUAGGUUGA